Molecule: messenger RNA, 219 nt
Organism: Saitoella complicata NRRL Y-17804
Lineage: Eukaryota; Fungi; Ascomycota; Saitoellomycetes; Saitoellales; Saitoellaceae
Exons: 2
Cellular component (GO): membrane
Source: RefSeq, a predicted model, not a curated record
CUCUGCGGAGUGUAUGCUGAUUACGUGCAGCCCCCGCUCGCUGUCUUCAUCACCACUGGCUGCUCUGUUGACUUCGUUAUCAACAUCUUCCUCACCAUCCUCGGUUACAUUCCUGGGAUCAUCCACGCUUUCUACGUCGAGUACAAGUACGCCCGUCUUGAGCGUGAGGCCGCUGCUUUUGAGGCCGGUACCAUCGCUCCUGUUCCUACGGCGUAUUGA